UUGAAAAUGCGGCACUGGGUGGGUCCGGCCGAGCCUCGCGCGCACUGGCAGCAGCACGACCGGUCCCGGCAGGCGUCAGAAGAGGACGACGAAUGCCACGAGGAGCCCGCCGCCACUGGAUUUCGCAGCCGUGUGUACGUCAACAGUGCUCUGCGGUCGAGCGCCAGCUCGGACGAGGUAUGGUCGGCGCCGUGGCGGCCGUCGGCGGCGGCCGACUGGGGGCAGUCGGAGCUGCCGCGGCUCAAAAUGCGGGAGAUCCCUCCUAGGUUCCGCCGCAUGCGGUCGUCGCCGCCGUCGCCGGAGUGGCGUCCGCCGGCGCUGGGACCGAGGCCGUCCCUCCCGGCGAGCCCGCCGGCAGAGUCCGCCUGGCAGUCGGCCUGCGGCUCGCACUACCGCUACCCGCCGCCGGGCUUCAACCCGCCCUACUCGUCCGCGCAUCCGGCAGCCUCCGUGCCUGGCUUCGGGGUAUCGGCGCCGCCUCCGGCGCCGUCCCACUCUCAUGCCGGGAUGGUGUUUGGUGGGGCGCCACUGCCGCAGACAGCCUCAUACAAUGAAUUUCGCAACUACCCGACGGGUCUGAAGUCGCGCGACUGUGACCCAAAUGAGCGUCGCUUUCAGCAGCAGCCGCAGCGUCCGCCGCUGCUGCUGCCGCACGCCUACAGCCUGCCGACGCUGGCGGCGGCGGUGACGGUCGCGCCCAGCUACCCGCCGCUCUCCGCCGCGCAGCCAUCGCCGCCACUGCCCCCGCAUCGGCCGCCGCCGCCGCCACCGCCACCGCCCGCCAGCCUCGAGGAAGUCUACCUACGGAUGGCGGCAGCGCGGCGGCAGCAGUUCGUCGUGUCGCAGCAGCAGCAACAGUGUCAGCCGCAGCAGCAGCAGCAGCAGCAUCAGCAGGCUAUGGCGCAACUUUCUCUUCAUCAGCAUCAGAAACAGCAGCAGCAUCAGCAGAUCAUGAACUACAUUUCUCACCAGCAGUUGCAGCCCUCCGCGCACUACCAGGAGCGCGGCCGGCAGCUGCACGCCGAGGGACGGCUGCAGGUGUCGCAGUACCAGCCCGAGCGCCACCCGCUGGCGCACUACCAGCAGCAGCUGGCGCAGCAGCAGGCCGAGCGCCAGAAGCUGCUGGCGCAGCAGUACGAACGGGAGCAGGGUCUCCUGCAGUACCAGCUGGAGCGGCAGCAGCAGCUGGCGGCGCAGUUCCACCACGACUACCAGCAGCGGGUGAGUGCGUCGGCCGCGGAACCGGCGCCCGACCGAGCGGCCCUCUACCCACGCUACGGCGCCGGGGAGCCGGAGCGACCGGAGCCGCUGGUCUGCGGCUGGUGCCCGGUGGCCGGAAUCUGCCCGCCGGGCGCGUUCGUGGCCGUGGCCUCGGCUCCGCCGCCGCCGCAGCCGCCGCCGCCGCUGGUAGUGCAGCCCCUCUCGCCGCCGCUCUGCUGUCCACCGUCUCCGGGCGGCGCGCCCUGGCCGGACCCCGACAGCGGUGUGCGCAUCACCGAACUGCCGGUGGACGGCGCCGCCACCCCGCCGGAGCCGGCCGAGCCCGACCCGCCGCCGCCGCCGCCGCUGCAUCAGCAGCCUACCGGCAACCCCUGGCUGCCGCCCGUCCGGCCGGUCCGCUUCAGCGUCGGCUCAGACGACGAGUCGACGCGCUCGUCGACGCCCGAGGACGACUCGCCGGCGGCUGAGGAGGAGGAUGGCGACGCGCCGCCGGCACCAGAGACGGUCGCCGUCGUGGAGCAGGCGGCAGAGUUCCUGCUCGGACUGCGCGUCGAUGACGAUGAGACCGGGGAGGAGCCCGACGCGUCGACGGCGUCGAUGAUCUCCACCGACACGGCCGACAUGGCGACGGACGCCUCGUCAGCGGAUGCCAAUAACAACAUUCAGCGGCGUAAAAAACUGCGCACUGGACCGGCCCAGCCCAAGAACGCCGUCUCAGCGCUCAACGAGCUGAAGCCGGGCCUCGAGUACAAAGUCAUCCAACAGGAGGGUCCCACGCACGCGCCCACAUUCACUGUGCAGAUUGAGGUGAAUGGUGAGGAGUUUGUCGGCACGGGUCGCUCCAAGAAGCAGGCCAAGCAGACGGUGGCCGAGGCGGCGCUCCGCUCUUUCAUCCAGUUCAAGAACGUGCCGGACUUCCAGCUGGCCAUCAACCCUCCGGCGCCGGCCGCCGACUUCACGGCUGACGUGGGCGUCACCGGCUGCGGCGACUUCGUGCUCAACAAGGCGGUCGGCAACGGCGACAGCAACGGCAGCGCCGAGGGUACGAACGGCUCGACCCCGCGGCCGCGGCUGACGCUCACACCGGCCGACAAGAACCCUGUGCAGCUGCUGAACGAGCUGCGGCCCGGCCUCAAGUACGACCUCGAGGAGGAAUCCGGCGAGCCGCACGCCAAGAAAUUCAGCAUGAGCGUCCUCGUCGACGGAGAGAAAUUCGACGGCGUCGGACCCAGUAAGCGGCUGGGGAAGGCGGCGGCGGCCAAGGCUGCGCUCAGCAAGCUGUACAACUACUCGUUCGUCAACUACACGUCGUGCGGCGGCUCGGACUCGCCGUACGGCUCCACGGCCGACCUGUGCGAGCACAUGAGCUUCCCACAGACGGUCGCCGAUCACAUAUCCAAGGUUGUGAACCAGCAGUUCCAGACGCUGAUGGAGAACCAACAGUCUCACAGUCGGCGUAAGGUGCUGGCCGGCCUGGUGAUGACCACCGGGCCGCAGAUGUCCGAGGUCAAGGUCAUCUCGGUCACCACCGGCACAAAGUGCAUCAACGGCGAGCACAUGAGCGUGGGCGGUAACAGCCUGAACGACUGCCACGCCGAGGUGAUCGCGCGCCGCUGCCUGCUCGACUUCCUCUACGGCCAGCUGGAACUGCUGCUGCAGCCAGAGACCGAGGGACAGAGCAUCUUCGAGCCGCGACCGGAGGGCCGCGGUUACCGGCUCAAGGAGAACGUCCAGUUCCACCUGUAUAUCAACACAGCGCCCUGCGGAGACGCCAGGAUAUUCUCGCCCCACGAGGCGCAGACUCGGAGCGACUCCCAGGACAAGCACCCGAACCGAAAGGCCCGUGGUCAGCUGCGGACCAAGAUUGAAUCCGGGGAGGGCACCAUUCCGGUCAAAUCCAGCGACGGCAUCCAGACGUGGGACGGUGUUCUGCAGGGACAGCGGCUGCUGACCAUGUCCUGCAGCGAUAAGAUAGCCCGGUGGAAUGUGGUCGGCGUGCAGGGCGCACUGCUGGCCCAUUUCAUCGAGCCCAUCUACCUGGCCAGUGUCGUGCUGGGCAGCCUGUUCCACCCGUCCCACCUGGUGCGCGCCAUCGGCGGCCGCAUCGGGCCCACCGCGCAGGGCCUGCCGCCGCCGUUCCGGCUGCACACGCCGCUGCUGGCCGCCACCAGCUCGCCAGAGGUGCGACAGCCCGGCAAGGCGCCCAACUACAGCAUCAACUGGACUUGCGACCAGCCGGCGGCCGAGGUUAUUAACGCCAUGACCGGUAAGAACGAGGCCGGCCAGGCGUCGCGGCUGUGCAAGCGCUACCUGUUCGUUCGGUUCCGGCGGCUGGUGGGCCGCCUGAGGCCCAUCACGGAGACCCUCGGCCCCGCGGAGGCCGAUCGCGACUACGGCGACGUCAAGAGGCUGAACCAACCUUACACGGCGGCGCUCGGCUGUCUGGUGGAGGCCUUCCAGCGGGCGGAGCUCGGUGACUGGGUCAAGAAGCCCAUCGAGCAGGACAUGUUCCGGGUGGACCCCUCCGAGCCGCUGCCGCCGCCGCCGCCGCAGCCGACCGCCCCGGCUCCGGCGUGACGGCCGCCGGCCGCCCCCGCCCCCGCCGGGCGGUAGGCGCACUGCCGCCCCCGCCCCGCCGGGCUCUGAGAUCUCGGCUGCGGCGCCGCUGGUUCGCACGACUGCCGCGUAGCGGCGCCACUGCCGCCUCAUUCCAGGCGCGUGGGGCCGUCUCCGACCGACGGCUUUCUAGAGGCUGGGGGUGGCCGACGGGUGUCACCCCCGGCCAACCGUGCUGGCACAACGUAGGACACACGAGAGUAUAAUCAGUUGCUACUGAAGCGUUUUUCGGUCCGGUUUCUUCUUGUUUCACUCUGCCCGGUGUCUGUCCGUGCGGACCGGCUGUGGGAGCGCUCCGCAGCGCGCGGAGCCGGCGCAGUUUCCGCCGCCGCGUGUCGUCGGUCCGGGGUUGGCUAUUUUGUUUUAGUGCGGCGCAGGAAACGUGCCGAUCGGGCCUGUUUUAGCUUGUACAUUCUCUCGUGUAUUGUGUGCCUCGCCGCGGCGUCGGCGGUCGGGCCGGGAUCUGUACCGUCGUCUGCGUUUCGUUGUCUAGUCGUCCGGCCUGGCCGCCGGCCGCCACCGACCCUCUGAGCAGCACGACCGCAGAAUGUCGGGCUGAAACAGCGCGCGCGGCCCACGCGGCACUGGGCGUGCCAAACAGCAGGAUGGCCGAGUGCGCGCGCGCGCGUGAUUUUAUGGCCUGAUCGGCCGCCAGUGAAGGGGGCGAACUGCCCUAUGUGUGACAGCGGAGAGGGGAGACCUGCCCUGUUGUGUGACAAAUUUAUCGUCUGUUAUGUGCUGGGAGGUUAGAUAUAUGAAACUUCUUACCGAUAAUCGAUUAAUAAUAAAACGCGUUGAUUGCU
Messenger RNA from Amphibalanus amphitrite, 4640 nucleotides. RefSeq names its product double-stranded RNA-specific editase 1-like. Gene Ontology annotation, cellular component: cytoplasm; nucleolus. The record is from RefSeq and is a predicted model, not a curated record. NCBI's taxonomy places the organism in Eukaryota, Metazoa, Arthropoda, Thecostraca, Balanomorpha, Balanidae. Bases 7 to 3798 code for a protein of 1263 amino acids. Gene Ontology annotation, molecular function: double-stranded RNA binding; tRNA-specific adenosine deaminase activity; double-stranded RNA adenosine deaminase activity. Gene Ontology annotation, biological process: adenosine to inosine editing; RNA processing. The transcript has 11 exons.